Molecule: messenger RNA, 1487 nt
Organism: Opisthocomus hoazin
Lineage: Eukaryota; Metazoa; Chordata; Aves; Opisthocomiformes; Opisthocomidae
Source: RefSeq, a predicted model, not a curated record
AUGUGUGUUAGAACAGGACAUCCUAACGCUGUCCAGGCAAUAGCAAGAAAGCCGGGGGCGCGCCGGCCUUGGCGUGCCUGCCAGCACUUGAUUAUCGAUGAGAUCUCCCUGGUGGACGGCCAGUUCUUCGACAGACUGGAGGCAGUGGCAAGGGCAGUCAGAAAACGGGAUGAGCCUUUUGGAGGAAUUCAGCUAAUCAUCUGUGGCGACUUCUUGCAGCUACCCCCAGUCUGCAAGGCUAAUGAAGAAACCAAGUUCUGCUUCCAGGCAAAAAGCUGGAGGAAAUGCAUCCACAUAAACAUGGAGCUGACGGAAGUGCGGAGACAGACCGACAAGACCUUUGUCUCGCUCCUGAGUGCAGUCCGUUUAGGCAGGUGCACAGAGGAGGUUACCAGGCUGCUGAUGCAGACUGCUGCUAACAGGUCUGAGCGUGAUGGGAUCCUGGCUACACGGCUCUGCACCCAUAAAGAUGAUGUAGAAGUAACUAAUGAGAGACGCUUGCAACAGCUAUCAGGAGAAGUGCAUGCUUUUGAGGCUUUGGACAGUGACCCAAUGCUAGUGAAGUUAAUUGAUGCUCAGUGUCCUGUGGGUGGUAGAGUUGAGCUGAAGCUUGGAGCUCAGGUGAUGCUAGCUAAGAAUCUGGAUGUGUCUCAAGGGCUGGUGAAUGGGGCACGAGGAGUUGUUGUAGGAUUUGAAAGUGAACAGAAAGGGCUGCCUAAGGUGAGGUUUCUUUGCGGGAUCACACAGGUCAUCAAAAUGGAGAAAUGGGUCUUCAAAGGAGCAUCAGGAGUUCACCUGAGUCGUCAGCAGUUGCCUUUAAAAUUGGCAUGGGCCAUUUCCAUUCACAAAAGUCAGGGCAUGUCUUUAGAUUGUGUGGAAAUCUCCCUGUCUCGUGUCUUUGAAUGUGGACAGGCUUAUGUAGCCCUAUCACGAGCCCGUAGCCUUGCAGGCCUCCGUGUUCUGGAUUUUGAUCCGAAAGUAGUGAGAGCUGAUCCUUCCGUGUUGCAGUUCUAUAGACAGCUGAGACGUCAUCAGCUUCUAACCCAGGAUUCACUACAUACCCAUUCAGGUGCUGAUGAGAAGGAGAACUGGAAAUGCAGCUGAGAAGGCUCUUCUGGCCUGUGAGGCAUCAGCAGACUGCUGAGUUGCAGUGAUCUUGCUCUUGAGUAUAUUUGAUAACACAGAUGAAGUCAAAGGAACUUUUUAGGUGUUUGCUUCAUUCAGCUGACUCUGGAUGUGUAAAAGUAUCCCUGUCUUGUGCCUCUGAAAUUUGGAAGGCUUCUGUAGCCCUGUUGUGGGCCCACAGCCUUGAGUACUUCUGUGUCACAGGUGCAACUCCAGAAAACAAAAUAAUUGAACAAGGACAUGCCUGAGGGACUUUCCUAUGGUUUUGUCCUGUCUGCCUGGUUGUAUUUUAUUCUCUGCACAUGUAGAAUGAAACUUGUGUGCCUUUCUUCAAGCAUACCAUGGUUGAAAGAUGGAAGGUG